AUGAGACUCAUCAAUACCGUAACCGGCGCUUUCGAAGAGUUCAUCGGGGACAACAUCCCACCAUAUGCGAUACUUUCCCAUACAUGGGAAGGACGGGAAGUCUCUUUCAAGGACACGAGUGACCCAUCUUGCAAACACCAAAAGGCCUACCAUAAGAUUGAAAAGACAUGCCAGUUGGCAGCUCAGAGGGACAUUAAGUAUGCAUGGGUGGAUACUUGCUGCAUCGACAAAUCUAGCAGCGCCGAGCUCACUGAAGCUAUCAAUUCCAUGUACCGAUGGUAUCAGAGGAGCAAUGUUUGUUUUGUAUACCUUUCAGACCUUUGUGCAACUGCAGUCUUGAAAACGGCACUCAGAGAUUGCAGAUGGUUCACUCGAGGUUGGACGUUACAGGAAUUGAUCGCUCCGUCGAAUGUCUACUUUUUUGAUCAAGACUGGAACGAAAGAGGAUCGAAACAAGAACUGGUCGGGGAGCUUUCGAAUAUUACUGGUAUCAAAAUCGAUAUUCUGCGUCUUGCGCUACCGCUCUCAUCGAUAGCCAUAGCUCAGAGAAUGUCGUGGGCCGCAAAUCGGACGACGACUCGAAUGCAAGAUAUGGCAUACUGCCUGCUCGGGAUCUUUGACGUUAACAUGCCGCUAUUAUAUGGUGAAGAGGAGAAGGCGUUCCGGCGUUUGCAAGAAGAGAUAAUCAGAUCUAAUUCCGAUUUGAGUAUUUUUGCCUGGACAUAUCCUCGAGUCUCCAAAAAGGUUCAAACUCUAGAUAGCCCUGUAUAUUCUGGAAUACUAGCCAAGUCUCCUUCCGUAUUUCUCGACUGUGUCGGAUUGGAGAAACGAUUGGGACAUGACUGGCGCGAGGUUUCGAGUUUGAAUGGAGGCAUUAAAACGCAGGUACAGAUACUGUCUGAGCCGAUCCCAGGGAAAAGAGGAACCCGCUACUUAUUCCCACUCGACUAUUCUCGAGAGCCCGGUCAGUUACUUGCGGUGCGGCUGAGGAAGUGUGGUCCCGACAAAUUCAUUAGAGACGACCCUUGGACCCUCGUGGAAUAUGCGGAAGAUCUCUGGGCAAACGCUCGGAAGGAUCGAUGUCUCUUAUUCGAGCUCCCUCAGGUUUCGCGGUCACCACAAACGCCGUAUUCCUCCAUGAGCUCUCUGAUAAGCCAAACGAGAGCGCACGUACUGCAAAUACAGCUCCCGCCUGAAAUAGAGAUACACGACACUUGGCCAUGGGAUCGAUGCUUCGAUGCUCAGGACCAAUUGUUCUUUGGAUCUGGAGACGUAAGAUGGGAUUCUGGAGCAAUGAGAUUAAUGACGGAGUUUAUCUUUGAAAGUGUUCGGCGUGAGACCAAAGUCCAGUUUGAGUGCAUGCUGUACGCAGUAGGUUGGUCGUCGCCAGAAAUCGGUGACCUUCAGUGCACGAUAAUGCUCUACGAUGCACACGCGGCAGCAUUGAAAGACCUGCAGUCUCGAAUCGCGGCUUGGGACCAUACUAGACCGCAAGUUGUGGCUCAGCUGGUAUACUACAAUAUUCCAAAGACUUCUGCAGCAGUGUUUAAGAUCCCCAAAAGUACAGCCAGUGUCGUCAUUUCGUUCACUCCAAAGUAUUUCAACAGGAGGAGUGGCUUGAGUAGACAGCAGCGCUGGUAGACAGUAGCGAAAGAAAAUAUAAAAAAACAAAGUAUAAGACGCGAGUAAUGAAUGGUUAGAGGCACUUGCCGAAUAGUUUGAGUGAAGUUUCAUGCAUGCACCAGAGAGACCAAGGGAGAAGAGUAUAGUUUUAAAGUUUUUUUUUGUAUCUUUAUAUAUGAAGUAU
Molecule: messenger RNA, 1807 nt
Organism: Mollisia scopiformis
Lineage: Eukaryota; Fungi; Ascomycota; Leotiomycetes; Helotiales; Mollisiaceae
Product: HET-domain-containing protein
Exons: 2
Coding region: 1-1641 (546 amino acids)
Source: RefSeq, a predicted model, not a curated record